AUGGAUGUGACGCUUAAGCUGCUCAUAACCUUUUGCAAAACCAUUGCUGCUGGAGUCCAGCGAAAUGCUGUGUGGGUGGGGCACAGAUCCAGUAAUUUAAAAAGCAAAGGAGGGAAAGGGCUUGGAAAGGGAGGCGCGAAGCGCCACCGCAAGGUUCUGCGCGACAACAUCCAGGGUAUCACUAAGCCCGCGAUUCGCCGUCUGGCUCGCCGUGGCGGAGUCAAGCGGAUCUCUGGUCUCAUCUACGAGGAGACCCGUGGAGUGCUUAAGGUCUUCCUGGAGAACGUGAUUCGUGACGCCGUCACCUACACCGAGCACGCCAAGAGGAAGACCGUGACCGCCAUGGAUGUGGUUUACGCUCUCAAGAGGCAGGGCCGCACUCUGUACGGCUUCGGAGGUUAA
Messenger RNA from Synchiropus splendidus (mandarinfish), 402 nucleotides. RefSeq names its product histone H4-like. NCBI's taxonomy places the organism in Eukaryota, Metazoa, Chordata, Actinopteri, Syngnathiformes, Callionymidae. Gene Ontology annotation, cellular component: nucleosome. The transcript is spliced from 2 exons. Gene Ontology annotation, biological process: nucleosome assembly. Bases 1 to 402 code for a protein of 133 amino acids. Gene Ontology annotation, molecular function: structural constituent of chromatin; protein heterodimerization activity; DNA binding. The record is from RefSeq and is a predicted model, not a curated record.